AUGGCCGCCUCGACCAACGCCCACUACAAGCUCCCCGUCGUCCGCAACGAGCCCAACCUGAGCUACGCUCCCGGCUCCAAGGAGCGCCAGGCCCUCCAGGACGCCAUUGCCGAGCUCGAGAGUGCCGCGCCGUUCGACGUCCCGGCGUUCGUUGGCGGCAAGGAGGUCCGCCUCGACACGGAGCGCUCGUCGCAGCCGAUGCCCCACAACAAGAAGCAGGACUUGUGCACGUUCGCCGCCUCGACGCCCGACCUCGCCUCCGAGGCCAUCAAGCACGCUCUCGCGGCGCAGCCCGAGUGGGAGUCGAUGCCGUUCAACGACCGCGCCGCCAUCUUCCUCCGCGCUGCCGACCUCAUCAGCACCAAGUACCGCGCCAAGAUCUGCGCCGCGACCAUGCUCGGCCAGGGCAAGAACGUCUGGCAGGCCGAGAUUGACGCCGCCGCCGAGCUCAUCGACUUCUUCCGCUUCGGCGCCGCCCAGGUCGAGCAGCUCUACACGCAGCAGCCGACCGAGAACUCGUCGGGCACGUGGAACCGCGUUGAGUACCGUCCGCUCGAGGGCUUCGUCUUUGCCGUGACGCCGUUCAACUUCACCGCCAUCUCGGGCAACCUCGUCGGCGCGCCCGCGCUCGUCGGCAAUGUCCUCGUGUGGAAGCCGUCGCCCAUGGCCACCUACUCGUCGUGGCUCGUCCUCCAGAUCCUCCUCGAGGCCGGCCUCCCCAAGAACGUCAUUCAGUUCCUCCCGACCCCGAACGGCGACGCCACCAUCUCGCUCGUCGACCGCGUCCUCGACCACCGCAUGUUCGCCGGCCUGCACUUUACGGGCUCGACCCACGUCUUCCGCCACCUGUGGAAGAAGAUCGGCAACAACAUCGACAAGUACCUGAGCUACCCUCGCGUCGUCGGCGAGACGGGCGGCAAGAACUUCCAGCUCGUGCACCCGUCGGCCGACGUCCGUGCGGCCGCCAUCGGCGCCAUCCGCGGCGCGUUCGAGUACCAGGGCCAGAAGUGCAGCGCGCUGUCGCGCCUGUAUGUCGCCAAGUCGCUCUGGGACGGCGACUUUAAGGAGACGCUCCUGUCCGAGGUCGCCAAGAUCAGCCAGGGCUCGGUUUCCGAGUUCCAGCACUUCAUGGGCCCCGUCAUCUCGCAGGCCUCGUACGACAAGUGCCUGUCCUACGUCGAGAAGGCCAAGCAGGCCGGCGGCGAGGUCCUCGCCGGUGGCUCGGGCGACGACUCGACCGGCUUCUUCGUCCAGCCGACCGUCAUCCUCACCAAGGACCCGCUCUCGCCGACCAUGACGGACGAGAUCUUUGGCCCGGUCCUCACCGUCUACGUCUACGAGGACGCCAAGUUCGAGGAGACGUGCAGCCUCAUCGACACCACGACGACGUACGCCCUGACGGGCUGCAUCUUCUCGAACGACCGCGCCGCGACCGUCAAGGCGACCGCCCUCCUUCGCUACUCGGCCGGCAACUACUACAUCAACGACAAGUCGACUGGUGCCGUCGUCGGUCAGCAGCCGUUCGGUGGCGCUCGUGGCUCGGGCACGAACGACAAGGCCGGCUCGCCGAGCUUCUUCACCCGCUGGGCCAACCCUCGCUCGAUCAAGGAGACGUUCGUCCCGCCCACGGACUUUGCCUACCCCUCGAACCUCGUCUAAAGCGUCGUGCUCUCGCCUCCCUCGUUCUCGGUCGUCGCUGUCCCUUGUAUCGUGUAACCAGCAGCCGCAUUACGU
This is a messenger RNA of Rhodotorula graminis WP1, 1734 nucleotides long. RefSeq lists its product as uncharacterized. The transcript has 9 exons. The record is from RefSeq and is a predicted model, not a curated record. NCBI's taxonomy places the organism in Eukaryota, Fungi, Basidiomycota, Microbotryomycetes, Sporidiobolales, Sporidiobolaceae. The coding region runs from base 1 to 1659 and encodes 552 amino acids. Gene Ontology annotation, molecular function: L-glutamate gamma-semialdehyde dehydrogenase (NAD+) activity. Gene Ontology annotation, cellular component: mitochondrial matrix.